This is a messenger RNA of Pediculus humanus corporis (human body louse), 501 nucleotides long. RefSeq lists its product as uncharacterized. NCBI's taxonomy places the organism in Eukaryota, Metazoa, Arthropoda, Insecta, Psocodea, Pediculidae. The coding region runs from base 1 to 501 and encodes 166 amino acids. The transcript is spliced from 2 exons. The record is from RefSeq and is a predicted model, not a curated record.
AUGUCGGAUUUUAAACAAGCGAGUAAUAUAGCCAUGGGGGAAACAAUAAAUAAAUUAAUUAGAGAUAAUAUUACCCUGGGUAAUAUGCUCACGUGCAUACAAGAAACUAUAGAAGAAGCAAGAAAAAAUUACAAUACGAUUCACAGUCAACUUUUGGAAGCUGAAAACAAAAUUUUAAAACAGAGAAACGAAAUCAAAUUAGAAACUGUUGAAACUUUGGUAAAAGUUCAAGAAGAUUUAUAUGAAAGAAUAAAACAUUGUAAAAAACUAGUUAAAAUUAAUAGAAGACUUCAAAGGCAAAUAACUGAAGAAGAAUGUAAAUUAAAAGAAAAAAAUGAAGAUUUUAAAAAUCUCACGAAAAUAUUAGACAAUACGGAACAAAAAUUUAAUUCUGUGACUAAAAUGUUUGCCGCCAUGCAAAAAGAAGUUGUACAAUUAGAAUUUUCCAUUUUUGAAGUUGCAUUGAAAGUUAAAGAAGCUAUCGAAAUAGAAGUAAGAUAA